Molecule: messenger RNA, 6136 nt
Organism: Hermetia illucens (black soldier fly)
Lineage: Eukaryota; Metazoa; Arthropoda; Insecta; Diptera; Stratiomyidae
Gene: clu
Product: clustered mitochondria protein homolog
Exons: 7
Coding region: 304-4587 (1427 amino acids)
Biological process (GO): intracellular distribution of mitochondria
Cellular component (GO): cytoplasm
Molecular function (GO): protein binding; mRNA binding
Source: RefSeq, a predicted model, not a curated record
UUGUCUCCAAAAGUCUCCAAACAUUCCACAUGUCCCAUUUCCAUUAGUUUUGGCAUUUGUUCACAUGCAUGUUCAGAUUCGGUCGUUUCUCAAUUGCCACAAUUGAAUCGGGUGGACGACAGUCCGUUGUGUGUUCUGCCAUUCGGUGUGCAUGCGUUCGGUAGAGGUUGUUUUUUAAUUUCAAUAAAUUGUGCGGAUAGUUAUUCAUAAAUAUCGUAAAAUCCCUUUGAUCGAAUAUCACGAGAUAGUACAUUGAAUAUCGGUGCUAAAAAGGGAAACGGACGACCUAAAUAUCGUGCUAGAAUGGCCCCAGAACCGGAGAUAGAUACGAAGUCGGCAGCGGCAAUUGAUUCCAACCAGCAACAGUCGCAACGAAAGGAUGAGACUGCAUCGAAUUCUGCAGCCAAUGGAGCCGGCACCGCCGACUCAGGAGGCAAGAAAAAAGGAGCCGGCAAGAAAAACAAAGCAAAUGGAAAGGAAACAACACCCGAAUUAUCAACUACAUGCAAUGGAGAAAUGAAAAAGUCAGACGAAGCCAAAGAAAACUCCGAAUGCCAGAAUGGACAAAAAACAGACGAUGAAAGUGAAAAUAAGGACAAAGAGAAAACCACAACGGAUGAUGAUUCAUUGGAUGCCUUGCAAGAAGGCAUUACUAUUCACAUUCAAAGUCCUGGGGCGGAAAUGUUGUCAAUUCAAGUGUCGAGCAUGGAAAUGGUCCAAGAAAUACACCAAUUGCUAAUGGAUCGCGAGGAUACAUGCCACCGAACAUGCUUUUCAUUACAGCUUGACGGUGUUACUUUGGACAAUUUCGCGGAAUUGAAGAACAUUGAAGGAUUGAAAGAUGGUUCGAUUAUUAAAGUAGUCGAAGAGCCGUACACGAUGCGGGAAGCUCGUAUACAUGUUCGUCACGUUCGCGAUCUCCUCAAGUCAAUGGAUCCCGCUGAUGCGUAUAAUGGGGUCGAUUGCAAUUCCUUAACAUUUUUGCAAACAAUUACAAACGGAGAUCUUGAUAAGAAGAAAAGUCGACCUGAUUGUGUUGAUUGCACCCCACCAGAGUAUAUCAUGCCAAUGGCAAAGGACCGACCUCUGUUACCAUUGCAACCUGGAGCCAAAAACGUUAAAGGACCUCAAGCCCUAAAAGUUCUAACUACUUCACCGUGGAAUCCACCUCCAGGACAUCGUAAAUUGCAUGGUGAUUUGAUGUAUUUAACGGUUGUCACGAUGGAGGACAAACGAUUUCAUAUUUCUGCAUGUCCGAAAGGUUUUUAUAUAAACCAAUCGACUGACGAGGUUUUCAAUCCAAAGCCAGAUAUUCCUAGCCAUUUAUGCCAUUCGUUGAUCGAUCUACUAUCUCAAAUUUCACCCACUUUCAAGCGAUGUUUCGCUCAAAUGCAAAAGAAACGGACAUUGCGACAUGCAUUUGAACGUGUUGCCACUCCUUAUCAAGUGUACACAUGGGCAGCACCUCAACUAGAACACACAAUCGACGCGAUUCGAGCUGAAGAUGCAUUUUCGUCAAAAUUGGGCUACGAGGAACAUAUCCCAGGCCAGACGAGGGACUGGAACGAAGAACUCCAAACGACAAGAGAACUGCCAAGAAAGAACUUGCCUGAAAGACUCCUGAGGGAACGAGCUAUUUUCAAAGUUCAUGGAGAUUUUGUUAUAGCUGCGACCAGGGGAGCGAUGGCGGUUAUAGACGGAAAUGUGUUGGCUAUAAAUCCGGGCGAAGAUGCAAAAAUGCAAAUGUUCAUUUGGAACAAUAUAUUCUUCUCACUAGGCUUUGAUGUUCGUGACCAUUACAAAGAACUGGGCGGAGACGUCGCAGCUUUCGUUGCACCACGGAAUGAUUUGAAUGGAGUUCGUGUUUAUAGUGCCGUUGAUGUCGAGGGCCUGUAUACAUUAGGAACUGUAGUGAUAGAUUAUCGUGGCUACCGCGUGACAGCACAAUCCAUUAUUCCUGGUAUUCUUGAACGGGAGCAGGAACAAUCGGUUGUGUACGGUUCCAUUGAUUUCGGCAAAACGGUCCUUAGUCACCCAAAGUAUUUGGAAUUACUCACACAAGCUGGUCAACAAUUGAAGAUAAUGUCGCACUCCGUAAUCAAUGAAAAGGAUGAAGAAGUUGAAUUGUGCUCAUCCGUUGAAUGCAAGGGAAUCAUUGGCAACGAUGGACGACAUUACAUUCUUGAUCUGCUAAGAACCUUCCCUCCUGAUGUUAAUUUCCUGAAACUGGCUGACGUUGAACUUGGAAAGGAAGUGAAAAGCCUCGGUUUUCCUAUUGAACACAAACACAAAUUGUGCUGCUUGAGACAAGAAUUGCUCGAAGCCUUUGUGGAAGACCGUUAUGUCAUGUUCAUUAAAUAUGCCGCACAUCAUUUGCAACAAAUCAAUGCGUUGAAGAAGCAGAAGGAGGGGGCACCUGCCAUUGAAGAUGGCCAAAAUAAGGAAAGUGAUUCCACAAAACCAGAAGAUAAGAAAUCUACAGAAAAGGAACAAGUAGAUGUGAAAAAAGAAAAGAUCAACUCAGAAUUGCAAUCCGAUGAACAAGAAAAAGAGAAGACUGAUAUUCCAGAAAAAUCAACCACCGCCAAUGAUGAUAAAGUCGAUACUGAAGAAGCUAAGAAACUUACCGAGACGAUUAAUGAGAAAAAUGCACAUGACGAAAAGCAGGCAGCCGAUGUUGUUAAACGAGCAUGUGCCGCCGUAGGCUCGUUGAAGGAAUACGAGUUUGAUUUCCGCUUUAAUCCUGAUGUUUUCUCACCGGGAAUUAAACACGUUGACAAGUUAGAUACGCCUUACUCACUGAAGAAACAGAAGCAGUUGGUGAUUGAUGCGGCGGAAUUUUUGGUUACGCGGCAGAUUCCAAGCUUCGUGCAUGAAUAUCUGGAUCAUUCAUCGGCGCCGAUGGAUGGAACUACACUAACUGAAGCAUUACACAAUCGCGGUAUUAAUAUAAGAUAUUUAGGAAAGGUCGUGCAAUUGUUAGCUAAAAUAAAGUCACUUGAUUAUCUCCAUCAAAUCGCGGUCCAAGAACUUAUCCUGCGAGCCACAAAACACAUUUAUUACACAUACAUGCAGAAUACCGAAAUGAUGAGCUUAGCGGCAGCGAUAAGUCAUUUCCUCAAUUGCUUCCUAACAUCUGGACCCGUGCCGACCCCGCAGGCGGGAUCUGAUGAUCUACAAAAAUCUAAUAAACGUAGGAAUAAGCGAAAGGGCAAGAAUGCCUUAUUUGGUAGUGAUAACAAUGAAUGGACUCUAGUAACACAAAAGUCACUGUGGCAGCAAAUAAAAAAAGAGAUAAAAUCAUACUGGGACUAUGAUUUAGGCUGUGAUAGCAUUGAGGCAGUGAUUGAAACGUAUAAGUUGCAACGUAUCAGCAUGCUUCGUGCCUUUUGCCUGAAAGUCGGUAUUCAAAUUCUACUACGAGAAUAUAAUUUCGAAUCACGCAACAAACCUACAUUCAGUGAUGAGGAUAUAGUAAACGUUUUCCCAAUAGUCAAGCACAUUAAUCCUAGAGCUUCCGACGCAUACAAUUUUUACACAACGGGACAGACGAAAAUUCAACAAGGAUUCUUCAAAGAGGGCUAUGAGCUGAUUAGCGAAGCUCUGAACUUGUUGAAUAAUGUCUUUGGUGCCAUGCAUCCGGAAAAUGCUCAAUGUCUUCGUAUGUUAGCGCGUUUAAGCUAUAUUAUGGGUGAUCCGCAAGAAGCGUUAGCAAUCCAACAGCGCGCCGUUCUUAUGAGCGAACGCGUUAACGGAAUUGACCACCCAUGCACUAUUAUGGAAUAUUCGCAUCUUGCUUUGUACAGCUUCGCCAAUGGACAAAUAAGUAGAUCAUUAAAACUCCUGUACAGGGCAAGGUAUCUGGCAUUGGUAAUUUGUGGAGAAAACCAUCCAGAGAUCGCACUGUUGGACAGCAACAUUAGUUUGAUACUCCACGCUGUCGGCGAAUAUGAACUUUCUCUCCGGUUCCUCGAGCAUGCUCUCGCCCUUAAUAUUAAAUACUUUGGUAAAAAAUCACUUAAGGUGGCUGUAAGUUAUCAUUUAAUUGCGCGAACUCAAAGUUGCAUGGGUGAUUUCCGAUCGGCACUUAACAAUGAAAAGGAAACUUAUGCUAUUUACAAGCAACAGUUGGGUGAAACUCACGAAAAGACACAAGAAUCUUCUGAGUGCUUGCGGGUACUAACACAGCAGGCUGUAUUCUUACAGAAGAAGAUGAACGAUAUCUAUUCGAAUGGAAAAUUAACAACGAGUCUGCCACCAAUUCACAUCCAACCGCCAACCAUGGGUUCAGUGCUCGAUAUGCUUAAUGCCAUUAAUGGAAUUUUAUUUGUUCAAAUUAGUCCUAAGGAUAUUGCUAAGCUAAGAAACGAAAUUGAAAAACACCAAAAAGAUGGCAGCAAUAACAAUCCAACAGAAAACGGCGACGAAACUGCCGCAACCCCAGAUUCGGUGGACAAAAAGACUGACGCAAAUCCAAACAACAACACCGAAAAAGUAGCAACCAACGGAACAAGUAAAUUGGAGGCAAUUGGAAGUUCCUUGAAAGAGCAGCCCCAGCCCAUUGAAACAGCCACAGCCGCAAGUUGAAUACCGCAACCUUGUCAGAAGCCAGUAGACUAGAAUUUCAUAAAAAUACACAAUAGGUGCUGGCACUAUUUGAACAUACAAAAAAAAAUUUUCCGUCGUAGAGAAAAGAGGGCGAGUGAUGAAAUGUUAUCUAUUGUGUAUUAUUACGAAAAAAAAAUCAUCGUUUGCAUUAUCUUUUUAAAGUCAUGUUAAGUAAUAAAUUUAGUUUAAAAAAAAGUAAAUGGCAUAAAUAAGAAAUCAUAAUGAAAUUGUCAGAAUUGUGCAUCGUCGUAAAAUGAAGCUCAUGUGUGCUAACGAAAACAAUAAAUGUGCCUCUUUUUGAAGAUUACAAAAUGUACGUAUACAGCUGGGCAUAAUAAAUAAUUUGAAAAUUUGUUCAGGCGUAAGAUUUAAAGGUUUCGAAACAAAUGCAGGCAAUUGUGAAGGAUUUAGGUUAAUCCACAGAAUUUUUUUUACAAAAACAGUGCAAUAAAACGCUUGUGAUGAGAUAUUCUUCCACAAGAGAAAAUUUCUUGCAGCAGUGUCAGGCCUUGUUACAGUUGAUCCAAAAUAUGAUUAUGUGAUAAAUUUAUCUAUUUGUAAUCAACUUAUUGUUAGUAGUUGUAUUUCUAGUGCCAUCUCUCAUUUUUUCCUAUAGUCAUACGACCGUAUCGUUAGGUUUAGUACCCACAUUGAAUCACCAAAACCAUUUCGCAAGCAAUUCCUUGAAUUUAUUUACAGCAUAAUAGCCUGAUUGUCUAUUGUUUUUGGCUGUUAUGAUCACAUGGGAGUAAGUUCAUGGUUUUAAAGUGGCCCAUUUUUUCACUGAAGCAGGCUGCGACUGGAUCUAAACUGCCUCCACUUUCUGGGUCCUCUUGCAGUUGUUCUUGUGAAUGAUGGGUUCGUAAUGCUUAGAAUGGUCCAACUUUCUCAAAUCCACAAAAAAGAAUAAGUUUACGCUAUCCCUCUCUCUUUAUAAUGGAAAUAUAACCAAUCUAAUAAGUUGUCAGAAAUAGAAUCCUUUUAUAUUAUGAAAUUGAUCAACCUUGACGCUCACAUAACAGUGCAUACGUACUAUUGUAAUUUUUAUUUUACACUACUUAGCGAAUUUCACAAGUUUGACUUCUUUUGCAGCAAGGGCCCUAUAACCAAGGCUCAAUGACUACCGAAAAUAGGCUUAAGUGAGUCAAAUGCACAUUUACCACAUAAUACUUGAACGUAUAUUUUUGUUGUUUCUUGUUUUUUAUUAUACAUGUUAAAGCGAAUAUUGAUGAGCCUAAUAGUGUUCAUCAUAUAUAUAUACAUACAAAUAUCAUUUUUUUUGUAUCCAAACCUACCAUACAUCAAUAAUAUCAAGAAAAAAAAACCAAAUGAAAGAGUUAUUCGAAUUGCAAAUGAUAAGAGUGUGUUGGGAUGAAGUUUUGUAAAGUGAACAAUAAUGAUUACGAAUCGUUAUUGAACGAUGGAAAAAAAUCAUGUAGUCAAUAUAGAAUAUUAUGUAGUUGUUGCAAAUGUAGAUAGCAUUUAGAUUUUAUUAAUAAAAAAUUGAAGAAAAUCACUAGUUGUGAAA